UUCUUGUACGAGGUGCCGCCCUGGGUCAUGUGCCGCUUCUACAAAGUGAUGGACGCCCUGGAGCCCGCCGACUGGUGCCAGUUCGCCGCCCUGAUCGUGCGCGACCAGACCGAGCUGCGGCUGUGCGAGCGUUCCGGGCAGCGCACGGCCAGUGUCCUGUGGCCCUGGAUCAACCGCAACGCCCGCGUGGCCGACCUCGUGCGCAUCCUCACGCACCUGCAGCUGCUCCGCGCGCGGGACAUCAUCACGGCCUGGCACCCACCCACCCCCCUUCUGCCCCCUGGCACCAGCACCCCGAGGCCCAGCAGUCCCCCAGGACCCUCUGAGGCCGAGGCCCCCCGCCCCCGGAAGUUGCAGACGUCAGCCUCCACACUCCCCUCACCAGUUCUUCCAGGCUCCCAAACCCAUUCUGGGGCCGAGCUGGGUCCUGUCCCAAGCCCUGCUGCCCUCCAGCCACCACCACCAUAUCCAGACCCUUCCUCUAUCAAGCCUGACCCAGAGAGCCCAGGGUCCCUCCUGCACGGGGCCCGCCCCUCCCCAUUCUGCUGGCCCCUCACUGAGAUUUCCCAAGGCACCCACAACUUCUCAGAGGAGCUGAAGAUCGGGGAAGGUGGCUUUGGGUGCGUGUACCGGGCUGUGAUGAGGAACACGCCGUACGCUGUGAAGAGGCUGAAGGAGGGGGCGGACCUGGACUGGAGCGCGGUGACGCAGAGCUUCCUGACUGAAGUGGAGCAGCUGUCUCGGUUUCGACACCCAAACAUUGUGGACUUUGCCGGCUACUGUGCCGAGAGCGGCUUCUACUGCCUCGUCUACGGCUUCCUGCCCAAUGGCUCCCUGGAAGACCGCCUGCACUUCCAGGCCUGUCCGCCUCUCUCCUGGCCUCAGAGACUGGACAUCCUCCUGGGGACAGCGCGGGCCAUUCAGUUUCUACAUCAGGACAGCCCCAGCCUCAUCCACGGAGACAUCAAGAGCUCCAACGUCCUUCUGGAUGACAGACUGAUGCCCAAACUGGGAGACUUUGGCCUGGCCCGUCUCAGCCGCUUCGCGGGGGCCAGCCCCAGCCAGAGCAGCACCGUGGCCCGGACGCGGACCGUGCGCGGCACCCUGGCCUACCUGCCCGAGGAGUAUGUCAAGACGGGGAGGCUGGCUGUGGAUACCGACACAUUCAGCUUCGGUGUGGUAGUGCUGGAGACCCUGGCCGGCCAGAGGGCCGUGAGGACAAAUGGUGCCAGGACCAAGUAUCUGAAAGACCUGGUCGAAGAAGAGGCUGAGGAAGCCGGGGUGGCCCUGAAAAGCACCCAGACCGCACUCCAGGCAGGUCUGGCCGCAGACGCCUGGGCUGCCCCAAUCGCCGCCCAGAUCUGUAAGAAGCACCUGGACCCCCGGCCCGGGCCAUGCCCCCCUGAGCUGGGCCUGGCGCUGGGCCAGCUGGCUUGCUGCUGUCUGCACCGCCGGGCCAAGAGGAGACCCCCCAUGACCCAGGUGUAUGAGAGUCUGGAGAAGCUGCUAGCAGCCGCGGCAGGGCCGGCGCUGGAGCCCCAGGAGAGCUCCUAUGUCUUCAUGACCAGCAGCACCCCGAGCGCUGCCGGCCCCCGGCGGCCCCCCGCGGUUCCCCCAGGAGCCCCAGCCCAGGCUCCAGACUGGCUCCAAAAAGGCCCCAACCAGCCCGUGGAGAGUGACGAGAGUGUGUCCGGCCUGUCCACUGACCUGCAUUCCUGGCACCUGAGCCCGAACAGCCCCCCAGGCCUGGCUUUGCCGGGCAGCCCCGGGCAAGGGGCCGCCGGGCGGGCCUCGGCACCCUUCGGGAAGGCCAGCAGUACUCAUGGGGAUGCCACCCAAGCGUCGAGCUGGGGGAGUGGCCAAGGGCCCCAGCUGACAGCUAUGGAAGGGUCACUCUCGGGCAGCUCUCUGUCAUCGCAGCCUCCGCAGAUCGUCAUCAACCCAGCCCGGCAGAAGAUGGUGCGGAAGCUGGCCCUGUAUGAGGACGGCGUCCUGGACAGCCUGCAGCUGCUGUCGUCCGGCUCCCUGCCAGGCCUCGGCGGGGAGCGCGCCGACAGGCAGGGGCCGGAAGAGAGUGACGAAUUCCAGAGCUGAUCCGCUCACCUGGCAGAUUCCCCAAACCUGGAAGUCAAAGUUCUCAUAGUUAGAAGUUCUCAUGGCUCUCGAGUCCUCGGCAGCCCGUGGGCGGAGGUGGGUGGGGGUCUCCUCCUCACAGGGGACAGCAGGCACAGGCUGGGCCCAGAGCCGCCCGGGCUGGCCGCCACAAGCCGUCGGUAGGGUGGGACCCCGGCGUCUGGGGGGCAGGCAAGCUGCUCUCACCCGAGGGGUGCAGAGCUGUGGGAGGAAGGCCGGGGAAGAGAGGUGAGCGGGGGUGGCGGCACAGUCAGCCAGAGCCGGCACCCCUCGGAACCGGGCAGCGCGGCCCUUCCCCGAGGACCCUGCCGAAGCCCGGGGCGGAGGGUCCGCCCUGUGAGCCCGAGCGGGUGGGGCUGGGUGCCCUCCCAGGCACUUGUGAUUUGGUAAAGCCAGGUGUGGCCACCCCGUGGUUCAGUUCACCGGCUGGAAAGGGAGUUUGGAGAGAGCCCAGCAGAAGCCCCUCGUCGGGCUGGGGUCCGUGGGCUUCACCCAGGACCUGGGAGCCAGCCGAACACGACCGCGUGAUAGUCAGGGCCACCCGGGGUGCGCCUCCCGACGGGUACCAGGCCGCAUCCGGCUCCAGAGGCCACGGGCUCGGCCUCAGGCCCGGGCACUGACUGUGACAGACGGGCUGCUAACCCCAGGCUGGGCUAAGCCCAAGCCCUGUGCAAGCUGGACAGCGAGGAAGGAGCCCUGGGAAGGCGGGACGCUGGAGCCGAGGCGGGAGGGAGGAAGAAGAAACUGAGGCUCACGAUUUUAAAGGCAGGGUUCAUGUAAUCGUGUGUCUUUGCCAGUAGCUCAGGCUUACAGUGAUUUUGUGUCUGCGGCCAUGAGUCACACUACACGCCCCACGAAGCUAGGCAUUGGUGAAGUCCAAGUUGUCCUGGAGAAAUAAAAGCUCAAGUUUCGAUCUCUGCCUCUACUUGUGCCGUGUUUUGCCCUGACAGCCUUCGUUUUUCCGAUGCUUUUCGUCUCGGGGUUCAUAAAUAUCCAACCCAGAACGUCGGACACACCCCCCUGCCCCCCAAAAGUCCCCUGGAGCCUCUGGUUUCCAUGCCCAUGUAUUUUAUGGGCUUUGAUGCCACUGUAAAUGGUAUCUUAUUCCAUUUGUAAUUGAUCAUUGGUAGUUUCUGGAAAUGCAGUUGAGUUUUGAAUAAUGGCAUUGCAUUAUGAUCCUUGCUUAAACACACUUAUUAGCUCUAAUGGGCUUUUCAUUUUGUAUUCUUUUGGUGCCAAAGCCAAGGAAUGACCCAAGCUCUCGUCAUUUUGGGGGCAAAUACCUUGCAAUAGUCUACGUACACAGUCUGUAAUUCCGAAAAUAAAGACAGUUACUGCUUCUUU
Suricata suricatta (meerkat) is the source of this 3477-nucleotide messenger RNA. RefSeq names its product interleukin 1 receptor associated kinase 1 (gene IRAK1). The record is from RefSeq and is a predicted model, not a curated record. NCBI's taxonomy places the organism in Eukaryota, Metazoa, Chordata, Mammalia, Carnivora, Herpestidae. The transcript is spliced from 14 exons. Bases 28 to 2094 code for a protein of 688 amino acids. Gene Ontology annotation, molecular function: ATP binding; protein kinase activity; protein binding. Gene Ontology annotation, biological process: signal transduction; protein phosphorylation. Gene Ontology annotation, cellular component: plasma membrane.